AAACGAGGUGGGCGGGGGCUGUGUUGGUAUGUCCCAACCCUUAUAUACUGGGACAGAGGCAGGAUGGAGGGCUUGUUGGGUGAGGCUGAGCAGUGAGAGGAGCAGGAGGAUGGCUCCACAGCAUGGGGACAGGAAGCAGGAUGGAGAUGCAGCAGCUGAGCCAGUGAUGCGAUGGUUCACCUGGGAGGAGGUUGCACAGCGCACGGGCCGGGGCCCAGCACUACAGGAGCGCUGGGUGGUGAUCGACAGGAAGGUGUAUGAUAUCAGCCACUUCUACCGGCGGCACCCGGGUGGUGCCCUUCUUAUCAGCAGCCACGCUGGGCAGGAUGUAACGGAUGCUUUUGUAGCAUUCCAUGUUGACAAGUUGCUGGUGAACAAGUACUUGAAGCCGCUGCAGAUAGGAGAGCUGGCACCAGAUCAACCCAGUAUUGAGCCCACUAAAAAUAAAAUGCUGGUAAAAGACUUCCGUGAAUUGCGUGCCUCUGUUGAGAAAAUGGGACUUCUGAAGCCGAAUAAACUCUUCUUCUUCCUGCACCUUGCUCACAUCCUCCUAUUGGAUACUGCUGCUUGGCUCAUUCUCUUUUACUUUGGGACAUCCUUUGUGCCCUUUAUUGUCUCUCUGCUGGUGCUGACCGUUUCCCAGGUCCAGGCUUCAUGGUUACAACAUGAUUUAGGACAUCUUUCAGUCUUCAGGAAGACAAAAUGGAACCACUUGCUACACAAGUUCGUGAUGUGCCAUUUGAUUGGGGCAUCAGCCAAAUGGUGGACUCUCUUGCAUUCUCGACACCAUUCCAAACCCAACUGCUUCCGGAAAGAUCCUGACAUUGACAUGCACCCUUUCUUGUUUACUUUGGGGAAGAAAUUCUCCGUGGAGCUUGGGAUCAAAAAGAAAAAAUACAUGCCAUACAAUCACCAGCACAAGUACUUCUUCAUCACUCUUCCUCCGCUCCUGUUUCCCACCUACUUCCACUGCCACACAUUUUAUAUUGCAUACACGAAGAGGUACUGGGUGGACUUGGCCUGUAUGCUGACCUUCUAUAUCAGAUUCUUUUUUACUUAUGGAUCACUAUUAGAAAUGAAGAGUCUCCUAGCAUAUUACUUUAUAUUCAGGAUGCUGGAGAGCAGUUGGUUUGUCUGGGUUUCACAGAUGAACCAUAUCCCAAUGGAUAUUUACUACGACAAGAAUUUGGACUGGGUGUCUACCCAGCUCCAAGCAACAUGUAAUGUUGAGCAGUCUCUGUUUAAUGACUGGUUUACUGGGCAUCUGAACUUUCAGAUUGAACAUCACUUGUUCCCCACAAUGCCAAGACACAACUACUGGAAGGUGGCUCCACUGGUGAAGUCCUUGUGUGCCAAACACGGAAUCGAGUAUCAAUGUAAGCCGUUGCUCACCGCCUUUGCAGACAUUGUGCACUCUUUGAAGAAUUCAGGAGAACUCUGGCUUGAUGCCUACCUCCACAAAUAGGAAGACAAGGCUUGAUGGUGCCAUUCACAACCUGCCAUAUCUUUGCAUCCCCAGCAAGACUAAGAGCAGGGACAAUGAAGAACUCUAAGGAAAAAUAAAAAGGAUAAGAACAGAAGAAUCACAUUCCAAUAGAUAUGAAGUUAUCUCAAUUUUUCUUCUGGUCUUUCCAGGUAUUUUGGUUCAGAUAUGUUACAAGUGAGUAAGGCCAGCAGGAGCUGGAUUGCUAUAUCAGGGAGGAAUGUUUUGUAACUGUCUGAGUAAACAUGGCCAAGAAGCAAUUCUGAGCAUGUGUUCAAGUCAGAUUAUGGAACAGUGCAACUGCACAUACUUAAGUUCAUGACAGAAUCUCCUCUGAACAGUUGUUUGUUUUUUUUUUAAGAUUCUCCUCUUGUGUAUGAUUUAAUGCUUAGUAUAAUGCUUCCUUAUUUGAAGUUAUUGGAAAUUGCACAGGAUUUUGGGUUAGCUCAGUGCUGUCAACAAUGCACUCGAAUAAUAAUAAUCUACGAAUUAUGCCUGGAAUAUAGUAGCUGUAAUAUAAAGUUGAAUAACAUCUUAGAUGUUUCUCCCAUCAUUGCUCUCUAGAGUAUUCUCUUUGUUACAACACCAGGCAUCCUCAGAUGCCAGGAAAAAAAUACCUCUCAGUCUCACUGCUCUUUUCAAUGUUUCUUUAUUCACUGAUUGGCUUGUGUACUUUGUGUAGUGAUGAGCCACGUAUAAACUUCCUUUGCUGAGUUGUUUAGUAUUUGUAAUAUGCAUCUCUAAUCAUAUAUUGUCCUCACUUCCAUUCCUGAGAAGUCAGCUGAGAGUUUCUUGUAGUGAAUAAGCAGUGGAAAUGUGCACUGUACAUCAUAAAAGUCUAUAAAUGAACUGUACAUUUAGAAUAGAGUCAUCGCCUUCCACUCAGCUUUCCUUGUAACAAUGAAGAUAAGAGGUUCUGCGCUACAAACAAGGGACUUGGAAGAAAAGAUGAGGUACAGAGAUAAUCUCCUACUCACCAAUCCCACCGCUGCUCUGAAGGUGUGUGGAGGUUCUGAAGGGGGCACAAAAAGGCACUCUGAGGGCCCUGGGGCAUGUGGGAGGAUAUGCAGGUGUACUGAUAAGCAAAAUGAUCGCUCUGGCUUAGAUCAGCAGGUAAAACAAGGACUCUGGAGGAGCCAAUAAAAUAAGAACAUUCUUGGAUCCUAACUCCAGACUUAGCUGAGCCUUGGCUGACACACACAGUGAUAGCAUAGGGAAAAAUCU
Numida meleagris (helmeted guineafowl) is the source of this 2707-nucleotide messenger RNA. Its product is annotated as fatty acid desaturase 1-like. The transcript has 12 exons. Gene Ontology annotation, cellular component: membrane. Gene Ontology annotation, molecular function: oxidoreductase activity, acting on paired donors, with oxidation of a pair of donors resulting in the reduction of molecular oxygen to two molecules of water. Bases 29 to 1465 code for a protein of 478 amino acids. The record is from RefSeq and is a predicted model, not a curated record. Gene Ontology annotation, biological process: lipid metabolic process. NCBI's taxonomy places the organism in Eukaryota, Metazoa, Chordata, Aves, Galliformes, Numididae.